Messenger RNA from Aspergillus pseudotamarii, 645 nucleotides. RefSeq names its product F1F0 ATP synthase subunit g. The coding region runs from base 1 to 645 and encodes 214 amino acids. The record is from RefSeq and is a predicted model, not a curated record. Lineage: Eukaryota; Fungi; Ascomycota; Eurotiomycetes; Eurotiales; Aspergillaceae. Gene Ontology annotation, biological process: proton motive force-driven ATP synthesis. The transcript is spliced from 4 exons. Gene Ontology annotation, molecular function: proton transmembrane transporter activity.
AUGCCCGCUACCGCGUCCCGUGCCGUUCUUCGGCAAUCGCAGUUCCUGACCCGGAGGACCGCUGUCAGAUACGCUUCCUCCACUCCGGAGUCUGCUCAGAAGGCUGGCGAGGCUGCAUCCUCUGCUGCCUCUAAGGCCUCUGAGGGUCUCUCUCGUGUCACAUCCACCGCUGGCCCCGCUCUUUCGAAUGCCGCCCAGGGCGUCGGCAGUGCUCUGAGGAAGGUUGGUGGAAGGACCGGAAAAGUCAUCGCUUUCGUCGAUUUGGGAGCCGUGGUCAUCAAUGCCAUUGUCGCCACGACUCCUGCGUCUAUGAUACCCCCUACCCUCUACUACGGCAAGGUCGGCCUUGAACUCGCCAAGCUCGUUUUCCGUGGACAGAACAUGACUCCUCCCAACCUGGCUACCUUCCAGUCCUUCUACCAGCCUCUGCUCAACGCUUUCCGCAGUCCUGCCGCCCUUAAGAACGCUAACUUCGUUUCUCCCGGAGACAUCGCCGCCCGUGUCCGCAAUGCCAACAAGAAGGAAAUCGCCCUGGCCGGUGUAACUCUCGCGGAGAUUAUCGGAUUCUUCACUGUCGGUGAGAUGAUCGGUAGAAUGAACAUUGUCGGCUAUAGGGGCCACCCUGAGCACCACGGAGACCAUUAG